AUCCACGUCACGACUCCUCGGUCGCGCUUCGAUGAUGUCAUGGUAGAGGUGCAGCGUGGGACAAACAUGGCAGCUUCCAUAUCACAGCAGCUCGAGGAUUUGUUAAAUCCUUUACCAAAAUUCGUGGAUCCCGAGGACGACCAAGAUGAAGAGACAAAAGCUAAAGUCAUAGAGAAGUUCGAUGAAGGUGGUGAUGAUGAUGAUGAUGAUCCUUUAUCUGGCCAUCUGCGGAGGCGCUCCGUUGCCAUUCUGGCUGACGGUGAUCGUCGAUAUUCUGGCAAGGCAACAUCCAGAAAAGAUCUACAGAAAGAGUUGGAUGGAUCAGUGGAUGAAGAUUAUGAUGAUGAUGAUGAUGAUAAAGAAGAAAAUGAAAUGCUGGACAGGUACAUGGAGUGCAUCAAAGAUGAUGAUGAUGAUGAUGAGGAGGAGGAUGAUGAUGAAAUGGGUGACCAUGAUGAUGAUGAUGUCGAGGAGGAUCUCAAUGAAGAUGAUAGCUCACAGAUGUCCAGCUUGGUCUCUAAAAUGAAGGGCACAGACUUUAUGAAACUCACAGAGGGAAUGGAUGAUCUGGGAGACAGUGAGGAAGAAGAGGACUCAGCAACCAGUGAAGGAGAGAGUGAGGUAGGCUCUGAGGAAGAUGAAGAGGAGGAGUCAGCCUUGAGGACCUUCUCUAAAGAGAAAGUUGAUGAAGAAGUCGAAAAAGGGAAAGCAGUGAAAAAUCAGCUCGCUCUUUGGGACCUGUUGCUUGAAAGGCGAAUCAAAAUGCAGAAAGCUCUUGUGACAGCCAAUCAGCUUCCACAGCCACAGACAUUCCCAGAGUUCAAGAGCAGGGGAGGGGCUGAAUAUGCUGAAGCUGUAAAAAAUAGUCAUAAAGCCCUGAAGGCUUUACAGAGGUCUCUGCUGGAACUCCAAGAUCUGCUGCUCUACCAAAACCCUGAAACCAGAGCUAUUUCUCAGGGCAAGACCUGGGGAGCCAGCAGCAGUCCUAAAGAUGAUGAAGAGAUUAACAGUGAGGAUGAUAUGGAAAAUGGUGAUGAUGGCCAAGAGGAAGAACAGGAAGCAGUUCGGAAAGGACCCCCCAAACGAAAACUUGAAAUGGCAGAUUAUCCCAAAUUUAUGGCCAAACGCUUUGCUGCUUUUCUGCCUUACCGUGAUGCCACCUUGCAGAAAUGGUAUGACAAGACGCGGCUUACAACAGGCAAGAGCAAUAAGGGUUUUGGGGCUUUUGACAGGAACAUCUUGACACAGGUGGAGCAGGUUUUAAUGGACAAAGAGAGGCUGCUGAGACGUACACAGACGCGAAGGUCUGAAUACAGAGUUCUAGGGAAGCCUGAGCCCAUCACACCUGAAAUAGACAGCAGCGUCACAGAGGGAGAGGCAGCUGAAUUGGCACUGAAAGCUAAUGUGCACCUCAAAGAUAUGGACGAGGAGAUUUUUGAUGACGAUGACUUUUAUCACCAGCUACUUCGAGAACUUAUUGAGCGCAAAACAAGUGCGACAGACCCCAAUGAUCAAGUGGCCAUGGGAAAGCAGUGGCUUGCCAUCCAGAAACUACGAAGUAAAAUCAAGAAGAAGGUGGACACCAAAGCUAGCAAAGGCAGGAAGAUCAGGUUUCACAUUCACAGUAAGCUGAUGAAUUUCAUGGCUCCUAUGGACAACAGCAGCAUGAGUGAUGAAGCCCGGUCUGAGCUGUUUCGUUCCCUGUUUGCAAAUGGUCCAGUACACUGACUGAAACAUCUGCCUUAACCUGCUUAAACCCCAUUGUGUGUAUGUACUGCACUGUUCUCACACACUUCUGCUGCAGGUGAAAUCCUUCCAGGACCUCAGACAAAAACCACCUAGGUUUUUUUUUUUUUUUUUUCCCUGUAAAUGAAACUAAACAUCUCUUUUUAUUUGUAAAAUGACACAUUUUAGUGCCUUUAUAUUAAAUACCACUUUUGUCAACAAAUGUGUUUUGUUAACGUCUUCAUUGAUGCCUUAAUUUUACACUCAGUACAUGAUCACAUAUAGUAAAACUAUUAUGUACCUCUAUUGUAAUUUCCUUUCUGGAAGCAUUCUGUAAUGUCAUCUGAUUGGAGGUAUCAGAGAAACAUAAAUUAUCCACCCCAAGCUUUCAC
This is a messenger RNA of Ctenopharyngodon idella (grass carp), 2117 nucleotides long. It is a transcript of the gene aatf, whose product is annotated as apoptosis antagonizing transcription factor. The transcript has 12 exons. Gene Ontology annotation, biological process: regulation of transcription by RNA polymerase II. Gene Ontology annotation, cellular component: nucleolus; nucleus. Lineage: Eukaryota; Metazoa; Chordata; Actinopteri; Cypriniformes; Xenocyprididae. The coding region runs from base 40 to 1728 and encodes 562 amino acids. The record is from RefSeq and is a predicted model, not a curated record.